Molecule: messenger RNA, 1176 nt
Organism: Neohortaea acidophila
Lineage: Eukaryota; Fungi; Ascomycota; Dothideomycetes; Mycosphaerellales; Teratosphaeriaceae
Product: Ribokinase-like protein
Exons: 2
Coding region: 1-1176 (391 amino acids)
Molecular function (GO): kinase activity
Source: RefSeq, a predicted model, not a curated record
AUGCUGGUCUGCGUCGGCGCCUGUGCCAUCGACACGAUAUUGACGAUGCCUCACUACCCGGAAGAGGACUCGAAGCUGAGGGCACUGUCCUUCCGGAGACGCAGGGGCGGCAACACACCCAAUACACUGGAAGUGUUGCAGCAGCUCAUCGAGAGCGACCAUGGAAAGAACGACGGUCAGGACAAAUCGAAUAGCGAGUCUGAUGCCCCACUCUACUUGAUCGCGACUCUUCCUGCCAAAGCAUCUGCCGACACUUCCAAUGCGUCUGAUCAACUGCAACAACGUAGCCGUGUCGACCUUUCACACUGCAUAUACCGCGAGGAGUCUUCAGAGGCGGUUUCAUCGUACAUCAUCGCCAGCCAGGCGACAUCUUCCCGCACGAUCCUCAACCACAAUGCACUGGAAGAGAUGACAUUCGAUGAAUUCGUGUCGGCAGUCGAUGGGAUUCUACGAACGGCAGAAGCAACUGGACCAGCAGCAAAACAACGACAGACAGUGUGGUUUCACUUCGAGGGCCGCAUUCCUCAGACUACUCUCCAAUGCAUCCGCUACUUACGCUCUCACGGCUUCUUCAAUGCUCCUUCCGACAUGACCGUGCCUCCACACGAGCUCGUCGUCUCCGUGGAGCUCGAGAAACCCGGCAGAGAAGGACUCCAGGAGCUUGCGUAUGAAGCCGACGUCGUCUUCUACUCCAAAGCCUGGGCUCGUGGACAAGGAUAUACAAGCGCCGAGGACUGUCUGAAACAGCAGUCUCGCCAUCUUUCACAUAUGAAGGAAUGCGAACCCGCACCGCAAAAGACGCUGAUUUGUCCUUGGGGUGAGCACGGCGCAACAGCACGGAGUUGGAAGUAUACGAAUCCGCCUUCGAACAACGCCAACGCGUCUCAACCACCCGAUGAGAAACUGGUCUGCAGUCCGGCGUAUAUUGUUGACGACCGCGCGAUUGUUGACUCGACAGGUGCCGGCGAUACCUUCAUCGCCGGCGUGCUGUUUGGGAUAUUAUGUAGGGAUGGACGACAAGAAAGGAGAAACGGCAAAUGGUCAUUGAAAGACACGCUGGACUUUGCAAAUGGUCUCGCAGGACGCAAGAUCUUGCAAGAUGGGUUUGCUGGACUGGAUAAGUUGGUGUCUGGGUUGCGCGAUGCUUUGGAUGGUGUGAUGAGUAAGGCUGAGUGA